AGUGGUUUUCCCUUCUAUUUUUAUCGUGGAUAAAUGGUGGAUUAUUACAAUUACAAAAUGUCAGGCAGCGAGGAUGAACACGAAUCGCAAGCGCAACCAGGGAUGACCAAGGCGGAAUUGCGUAGGAGCAACAAGCCAAUCAUGGAGAAGCGGAGGCGUGCUCGAAUAAAUCAGUGUCUGGACGAGCUGAAGAGCCUGAUACUCGAGGCGAUGAAAAAAGACCCGAAGAGGCAUUCGAAACUCGAGAAGGCCGAUAUCCUCGAGAUGACGGUGAAGCAUUUACAGGCGGUACAGCGUCAGCAAUUGAGCACGGCGAUCGCUACCGAUCCGGCGGUGCUAACGAAAUUCCGUUCCGGAUUUUCUGAAUGUGCUACCGAAGUAUCGCGGUACGUCAACCACCUCGAGAACGUGGACCCUGUUGUGAAGCAACGACUGGUAUCACAUCUAAACAAUUGCGUUAGCAAUCUCCAGCAAAUGGCGCCGUUCUACAGCCACUACGUGCCCUACAUGCCGGAACGGCUCUAUCCGGAGGUGAAGGUCGGUUUCCAGAGCGAUUUCCAGAAUGGCGACGAGAAUAAUAAUGGAAGUGCCAGGAUACAGAUACCAAACAGUGUUCAGUUGAUACCUAGCAGACUGCCGACCGGGGAGCUAGCCUUUUUGGUACCGCAGUCGGCUGCCAUUUCCGCAAAUUUUCCAUUCUUUCCUCCAGCCACCGAAAAUUCGAUCUCGAAAAUCGGACAGUCUUCCGCUUUCUCCGCUGUUCAUAGGCCGCAGAGUCCCCUGUUGAGCCCGUCGACGUCCACUUCGAGCUACGGCGAGGAAAGCCAUCAGUCCGAGCACUGUCCUAAGGCACACUCGCCUAAUCAUCAGGAACGUCGAUUCAAGGUACCUGGUCAGAGUGCAGCCUCAAAGAGUUUCUCUUCGUCGCCAGAGACUCAGAAACCGCAGAUCAGCUCGACCAGCAACAGCAAGUCGCCGGUGCCGAUCUUCGUAGAUCCGAAAUCGGACGCGAUCAAAAACGAAUCCGCGGAUUCUUCCGAAUCGUUGAACAGCAACGAAAUGGCCACGCAGAAUUUAAGACAACCACUUUCGGUGAUCACGGAAAAAACGUACAAUCGCACUGGUUCCGCCGCGAUACGGAAAGGAGCAGCUAUCAAGAGGCACAAUUCCGACGAUCUUUCAGUGAUCGCUGAUAAGAAAGCCAGGAACCAAGAACCUAUUAGCUCCACCACCAUGAAUUCUCCCAACGACCUUUUAAAGUCCAAAGAAGAUCAGCCGAUUAUCAUGGAGGAUCUGCCUAGCAGAGCAACCAGCUCGGCCAACAGAAAUAACACCAAUCCUAAUUCUAUCAAAAUUGCUGCAGCGGUGGCUGGUACUUCUGGCGCCAAUGGCGAUAUGUGGAGACCUUGGUGAUUCGGAAUAUUCGAGUUCUUUUUCCAAAUUGCUUUUUAUUCCCCUUCCUCUUUCCAAAUUUUUUUUUAAAAUCGAAUAUAUCGAUUUGUAUGAAGAAUCGAUCGUUACGAAUAAACAUUAUAUAAAUUUAAGAUGUAGUUUUUAGGUCACGCUUUGAAAUGAUCUUCGACGAUGUAUCAUGAUGAUAAUUUAAAUUGGAAAUUGUGCCUUAGGAGAGACAUAAUCGUUCAUUUUUUAAACAUCCUAACGAUACGACUGAAACUAGUUUUACUACGAUUACGAUGCAUGUAUUACGAUAAGGAGAUCGCGACUGUUGUGCCCGUUAUAUUAAUGUAGGUCUUUCAUGAGCAGUUAGAGUAACUUAGAGAAAUAGUAUUUAAGAAGAAACGCGACGAGAGAAUUAGUUGGCUGUAACGUCGAGUGAAUAGGAACACGCAACUCUGUAUCCUCGCAUAUGGAAAUUUUCAAGCUUUAACGCACCAUAUAUUGUACAAUAAGUUUCUCCCGCUGUGAAUAAUCGUGUAAAUAAUCGUCGAUCUUAUUUAAUUUGUACCGUAAUUUAAGGACUUUUAUAAGAGUGAAAUUUUUCCCCGGAAGAUGUAACAACAAAUCGAGUUGAUCAUCG
Molecule: messenger RNA, 2038 nt
Organism: Frieseomelitta varia
Lineage: Eukaryota; Metazoa; Arthropoda; Insecta; Hymenoptera; Apidae
Gene: dpn
Product: protein hairy-like
Exons: 3
Coding region: 34-1413 (459 amino acids)
Biological process (GO): regulation of neurogenesis; regulation of transcription by RNA polymerase II; anterior/posterior pattern specification
Cellular component (GO): nucleus
Molecular function (GO): protein dimerization activity; DNA-binding transcription factor activity, RNA polymerase II-specific; RNA polymerase II cis-regulatory region sequence-specific DNA binding
Source: RefSeq, a predicted model, not a curated record